Molecule: messenger RNA, 1852 nt
Organism: Pichia membranifaciens NRRL Y-2026
Lineage: Eukaryota; Fungi; Ascomycota; Pichiomycetes; Pichiales; Pichiaceae
Exons: 1
Coding region: 207-1766 (519 amino acids)
Biological process (GO): L-homoserine metabolic process
Molecular function (GO): L-serine O-acetyltransferase activity; homoserine O-acetyltransferase activity
Source: RefSeq, a predicted model, not a curated record
GGAUGGUCUGGCUGAGCAGAGGAGGGUUCAAUUCUUGUUGCCGAUAGUAAACUCUGUAACCUUUUCCUUCUUCUCAGUGUUUGUAGCCGGUCCGGUCCUUCACUCUGCUAGUCCUUGUCGGCAGAAACAUCGGUAAAGCCUUCGGAGCAAGCCUCGGCUGGUAGACAAAGCAGGCAAUUACAGCCAAUUCCUUUUAACGGCUAACGAUGCAGAAACUGAACUCGAAAACACUUGCGAGGAUAUCCGGCAGGCAGGCGUCAAACAUUUACAGUCGCUAUGUCCGAUGCAUCAGUAGCUCGAGCAGUGCACUCAAGCCAAGACCAACAAACAUCUCCAGGGCGGCAGCCAUCAACGAGCAUAUCAAGCCAAAGAGCCCUUCGUUGUCGCAGAUGUCGUUUCCGUGUCUCGAGAAACUAGAACAACGCACGAAGAACCUCGAGGAAAACUUGGAAAACGGUCCUGAACCGGCGUACUCCAAGAUUACACGUGAGAACGUGGAAAUCUACAAGUCUCACGAACCGCUCUUCCUCGAUUACGGUGGCUACCUUCCGCAAUACGAGGUGGCGUACGAGACAUGGGGUACAUUGAACAGCGACAAAUCGAAUGCAAUCCUACUACACACUGGUUUGUCGGCAUCUUCACACGCUCAUUCGACAGAGAAAAAUCCGAAAAAAGGAUGGUGGGAAGGGUUUAUCGGUCCGGGCAAGUACUUGGACACAGACAAGUACUUCGUUGUGUGUACCAAUGUUCUUGGAGGGUGUUUUGGUUCCACCGGCCCACAAUCGAUUGAUCCUAUACGGGGGGAACCUUACGCUACCCGGUUCCCGAUCCUAUCCGUCAACGAUAUGGUGCGUGCGCAGCAUGAAUUGAUAGUCAACCAAUUUGGCAUCAGGAAGUUACACGCAUCGAUGGGCUCCUCAAUGGGAGGAAUGCAAUGUUUGGCCUACGCCCACGAAUUUACAGACGAAGUCAACAAGAUCAUUAGCAUAUCGGGAUGCGCUAGAUCCCACCCAUACUCAAUCGCAAUGAGGCAUUGUCAGCGACAGGUAUUGAUGACAGACCCCAACUGGAAUAAAGGGCAUUAUUACGGCCAACUGCCACCACACACGGGAAUGAAACUAGCCCGUGAAAUCGCUACAAUUACUUACAGGAGUGGUCCUGAGUGGGAACAGAGAUUUGGAGUUGAACGUGCUGAUCCAUCGCAAAAGCCAGCUCUCUGCCCCGACUUCUUAAUUGAAACUUACCUCGAUCAUGCAGGAGAAAAAUGGUGUCUGGAGUUCGAUCCAAACAGUUUUCUUUACAUCUCUAAGGGAAUGGAUCUGUUUGAUCUGGGUGAGAGAAAUAGAACGAAGGCCUCAAAAUCAAGAUACCAAUCUGAAAACAUCUAUUUCGGAGAGGUGGUAUCCGAGACAGACUUAGAGUACAAGUCCAACGCCUCAUGUGGUUUUGUCGAACCAAUCAAAACCAAAAGAUCUAGAAGAUUUACCGCAGAAGAGGCAGAAGAAGAUUUGCUCAGGGGUUUGGCCAAAUUUGCACACAAAGAUGUCUUGGUGAUCGGAGUAGAGAGCGAUAUUCUCUUCCCUGCUUGGCAACAGAGAGAAGUUGCCAACAUGCUAUCAAAGGGCAGCAAAUUGAAAGGUGGCGAUGGGAGUAACAUCAAACAUGUAGAAUUGAGUGAAACUGACAGUUUCUACGGCCAUGACACAUUUUUGCUAGCUAUGGACCAUAUCGGUAAGCCAGUGAGCGAGUUCUUGAAUAUCGAUUGAUUUACUCUGGACUUGUGGAAAUAACUUUUCAGUUGUAAUUUUAUAUUUACUUUUAGGCUAAUAAUCUAUGUGCGAGGAACGCAACU